This is a messenger RNA of Aplysia californica (California sea hare), 1705 nucleotides long. RefSeq lists its product as uncharacterized. The record is from RefSeq and is a predicted model, not a curated record. NCBI's taxonomy places the organism in Eukaryota, Metazoa, Mollusca, Gastropoda, Aplysiida, Aplysiidae.
GAUGCACAGUUACAUUCGGCAUUACCGCAUUGCUGAGGUGAACAAGCUGUACCAUCUAGAGGGACAACCCUAUGCCUACCUCGACUCCAUCAUCUUGUACCACCAGAAACACAAAUUGAAUGGAGCUAAACUAAGAAAACAGGCAUACCUAAGUGCCAGAGUUGUCCGGAGCUUUGCUCACAAAGUUGCAAGGACCAAUGGGAACCAGAACGCUUGGACCAAUCAAAAUGGCAAUGCACAUAAUCCGCAGACACUAGAGUUGUCUGUCCCUGGACAUUCUCGGACCAGCUCCCAUGCGUCUCUGCUGACCAGUUCUUCUGCCUCCACCACAGACAAAAGACAAAGGCUUUGAAGAAUAAGAAGUUGUGUCUUUUGACUUUAGAAGCAUGAUCCGUUAUAGGCCUACAGGCGGAUUAUGAGCAUUUAAUAGGAAUUCACGCUUUCUGCCAAUUAGGUUUAAUGAUAGAGGAUGACAAAUCCAAUUAUUUAUUUAUUUUUAGAAAUUUUAAUUCUUAAUUGAUUCCUUUUUAUAUACCAAAAUUAGAACAUUGGCAAAAUGUGAGACAACCUACAUAAGCUUAUAAGUAUUUGUGAGGUGUUCUGACAGAAUGAGUUACUUCUCGGAUUUCAGCCUAAUGGAAAUUGAAACACCAACUUUAUAGAUGGAGUUUGUACAGUUUGUAAGUAUGGAAUAAAAGUAAAAGGCACAGUAAACUUGAAGAAAAUGGCGUCAAUUGAAAUAAAUCUAUUAAUCUGACCCCAGUAUCGAUUUUUGGCCGAUAUAUUCAUUCUUGGAUAGCGAGAAGUAACUCAUUUUGUCAACUUGCCUCACAUUUAUAUUCAUUAGGAAGAACAGUAGGCCCUAUUGAGGUUUCCAGGCAAAAUCUGAAAUAACCAUCCUUGCAAGGUCUUAUCUACUGAGGAAAAUGGCACCCUUGGCAAGCAUUGAAACUGCUCCCAUGUCCAAAGUUUCAACUCUUAUAUAUUAUUACAUGUAUUUUAUUUUUGGCUAGUUUACUGGGGUACAAGUUCAAGUGUAAGACUGAACAUGGCUCUGAUGGUUGAGAGGACACCACCCCCUUUUGCAGUGGAGAGCACACUCUCAUUUUUAUGUGUGUGAGGGGUUGGGGGGGGGGGGGAGGGUCUUUUUCUGUUCAGGGCCAAUGUUUGAGGGGUUUUUUUUUCAAUUAGUUUGCCUCCCGACCAUCCUGUAUCAUAGUCUUUAUUACCGUAUAUUUAAUGCAAUUGUUAGGUAGUGAACUAUCUUUGGGGCAAAGCGUAUGAGCAAAGAUUGUUGUAAAAGAUCUUUUACUCUAUACUAUAAGGACAUAACGGACAAAUAAUUUUGUUUGAUCAACAGCAAUGUUACGGCCCAUUUUGAAGUACAAAUCAGAAACAGAAACACUAAUAAUUUGUACAUGUCAUAGUAUACCUGUUAUAGCAUUUAAGUUUCUAAUUAAGAAAACAGAACUGAAAAUCUUUUUAAAUACUGAAGUUAUCUUUUGAAGUUCCACAAGACAGCUUGUUUCCGUAUGUUGUCAAUUAUCCACAAUGCACAUCCUCAAUGAAUAAAUUGAGAAAUAAAACAAAAAGGUUCUUAUAUCAAUCAGCUCUGGUCGCAAUAUUUUGCUACCAUAGAAUUACAAAAUUCUAUCUGUUCAGAACUUAGUUUUGAGAAGUCUGACGUCAUAAAUUUUGAGUUUCA